Molecule: messenger RNA, 1230 nt
Organism: Colias croceus (clouded yellow)
Lineage: Eukaryota; Metazoa; Arthropoda; Insecta; Lepidoptera; Pieridae
Product: cyclin-dependent kinase 1-like
Exons: 1
Coding region: 149-1117 (322 amino acids)
Biological process (GO): mitotic G2 DNA damage checkpoint signaling; G2/M transition of mitotic cell cycle; protein phosphorylation
Cellular component (GO): nucleus
Molecular function (GO): cyclin-dependent protein serine/threonine kinase activity; RNA polymerase II CTD heptapeptide repeat kinase activity; ATP binding
Source: RefSeq, a predicted model, not a curated record
GUUAGAACAAACCGUAAACGCGUAACUUUUAUUUCUAAAAAAUUUACAAAACACUGGUAAUUGAUGUGUGUUCUCUAGUUUUUCAUUGAUAACCUCGUAAUUAAUAAAUUGCCUUCACAUUGAUUUGAGAUUGUAACAAAACUCAAACAUGGAGACAAACAGACAUCACUCAAUGGAUGAUUUCAUUAAAAUAGAAAAGAUCGGUGAAGGUACUUACGGGGUUGUGUACAAAGGUAAAAACAAAAUAACAGGACAGUAUGUGGCUAUGAAGAAAAUAAAAUUAGAAUCGGAAGACGAAGGUGUACCUUCUACAGCUAUAAGAGAAAUUUCUUUGCUCAAACAAUUGAACCACCCAAAUAUUGUGAAAUUAGAAGUUGUUCUCAUGGAGAUGAAUAAGUUGUAUUUAAUUUUUGAAUUUCUUUCCAUGGACCUCAAAAAAUACAUGGAUUCAUUGGGAUCAGGCAAAUUCAUGGACCCAGGGACCGUGAAGAGCUACUUAUACCAGAUAAACAGUGCUAUCCUGUUCUGCCAUAAACGUCGCAUCCUGCAUCGUGAUCUCAAGCCACAAAACUUGCUCAUUGACAAGACUGGUAUUAUUAAGGUAGCAGACUUUGGUCUGGGGCGUACAUUCGGCUUGCCGGUGCAAGUGUACACGCACAAAGUAGUCACGCUGUGGUACAGCGCUCCCGAAGUGCUGCUCGGGGUACAGAAAUAUUCCUGUCCCAUUGACAUGUGGUCCAUUGGGUGUAUCUUCUCGGAGAUGUCCUCCAAGAAACCACUGUUCCCGGGUGACUCGGAGAUUGAUCAACUCCACCGUAUUUUCAGAAUGCUAAGGACUCCGACAGAAAAAAUUUGGCCGGGAGUUUCAUCUCUGCCUGAUUACAAGUCCACUUUCCCCAACUGGACAACAUUCAAACUUCAUAAUCAUGUACAAAACCUUGACAAAGUGGGCAUGGAUCUGCUCCAAAAGAUGCUCGUCUACAACCCGUGCAGGCGCAUCACAGCGCGAGACGCGAAGCGACACCGCUACUUCAGAGACGUGACUCUGCCCCCCGGCCUCACGGUGAACGAGGCUUAUGUGAAGCAAGCGGGCGCUGAACCAUUGGCCACUGUGUGAUGUAGUGUUAAAGUGAAGUGUAGUGCCUGUGUGAUGUGACCAGUAUGCUAGAGUACAGUUGGGGACUGUGAAGAAUUUAUUAUGUUUUUCUGGUGUGAAUGAAUUGGCUGCAU